Messenger RNA from Capsella rubella, 2050 nucleotides. RefSeq lists its product as uncharacterized. Lineage: Eukaryota; Viridiplantae; Streptophyta; Magnoliopsida; Brassicales; Brassicaceae. The coding region runs from base 173 to 1783 and encodes 536 amino acids. Gene Ontology annotation, cellular component: nucleus. Gene Ontology annotation, molecular function: protein binding; protein-lysine N-methyltransferase activity. Gene Ontology annotation, biological process: peptidyl-lysine monomethylation. The record is from RefSeq and is a predicted model, not a curated record. The transcript is spliced from 12 exons.
CAAACCCUCUCUACUAGUCUCUACCUUUCUUCUUCCUCUUCCGUUACUCGAUUCGGUGCCUCGCUUGCUGGUUUGAUACUACUGUCAAGUUCCUCGCUUUCUCAACUGUUUCUUAUAUGCGAGUUUUUGUGUUUCAUGGUAAGUUAUUUUCAAGGUUGGUGCUUUGGAUAUAAUGACAGAGACUGGUGAUUUAUAUUUAGAGCUUCCCGAAGAUGAUCCCUUCUAUCAACAUAAAAAGAAGCUCUUGAGUUGCAAAGGUUUAGGUGUAAAGGAAACAUUGAGCCUCAGUGGAUCAUUAUCUCAACAGCUCUUGAAUGCUGCAUUGGGAAAGUUGCUUCAGUUUGGAAGAAUAGUUAACCUUGAUAAGGUGGAAGUUUACUUUGGUGAGGAUGCUUGCACUCCAACAGGAAUUUACAGUGUUAGAAACGAAAUCUCAGCUCUUAGCUGGAUCCUUUCGCUUAUACCGGUUUCUUGUAAUAUACAAACUCAUGUCGUUACCAUGGAAGCUCUACGAGCUGCUGUAAAAGGUAGAAUCAGUGAGGUUGUUGAAGCGGAAAGGGAGAAGGCUAGAAUUGUUGAUAGCUAUAGAUGUGAAAAGGUAAGCAGAUUAGUAGAAUGGGGUCAGGAAAAUGGAGUCAAAACCAAAUUGCAGAUAGCUCAAAUUGAUGGCUAUGGACGAGGAGCUAUAGCUAGAGAAGACUUGAAAUUUGGCGAUGUUGCUUUAGAGAUUCCUAUCUCAAUUAUCAUUUCUGAGGAGUAUGUGCACAACUCCGACAUGUACCCUAUAUUGGAAAAAAUUGAUGGGAUUACAUCUGAGACAAUGCUGCUCUUAUGGACAAUGAGGGAGAAGCAUAACCUGGACUCGAAAUUCCAACCAUACUUAGAUUCGCUGCAGGAGAAUUUUUGUACCGGUUUGAGUUUCGGAGUUAAUGCAAUCAUGGAGCUUGAUGGUACAUUGCUUUUAGAUGAAAUAAUGCAAGCUAAAGAGCUUUUGCGUGAGAGGUAUGAUGAAUUAGUUCCUCUUUUAUCGAACCACCGGGAUGUGUUUCCACCGGAGUUCUAUACAUGGGAACAUUACUUAUGGGCUUGUGAGUUGUAUUACUCAAAUAGCAUGCAAAUCAAAUUCCCUGAUGGAAAGCUGAAGACUUGCUUGAUUCCUGUUGCCGGUUUUCUCAACCAUUCGAUACACCCACACAUAGUAAAAUAUGGAAAAGUAGACAUUGAGACGAGUUCUUUGAAGUUCCCAGUCUCAAGGCCUUGCAACAAAGGGGAACAAUGUUUUCUUAGCUACGGAAACUACUCUAGUUCACAUCUGUUAACAUUUUACGGAUUUAUACCAAAAGGCGAUAACCCGUAUGAUGUCAUUCCCUUAGAUUUUGAUGUCAUUGAUGAUGAAGACAUAGAGACUGAGUUUUCUUGGACAACUCACAUGUUACGCGGGACUUGGCUAUCGAACAAUCACAACAUCUUCCACUACGGCUUACCUACUCCCUUGUUGAACUACUUGCGGAGAGCUCAUGGUCUUGUUCAUCAUUCUGAAACAGAUCUAUGGAAGAACUUGGAAAUUGAGAUGGAAGUACUCGGAACUAUCAAAUCCACAUUUGACGACAUGAUGCAAAACCUUGGCGAUGCGGAUUCUAUCGACAGAGAAAACGCUGAUUGGGAUGUGAAAAUGGCGAUGGAGUUCAAAGAGCAGCAAAGAAAGAUAGUAUCUUCCAUUCUUGAUUCAUGUUCUGCAGGUAUCAAACUGGUUCAAGACUUUAUAACUAAGCCACCAGUUUAGCCAAGCCAGAACGAGAUGAGAGUUGGAUCUUGGAUUAUAUUCUUCUUGGUUAUACACUUAUUUCCUAAUGGCCAAGGUGGUUAAAUUAGGUUUUAGUGGUUAAAGAAACUGAAACCACCUCAUAUAGAGGGUGUGACUAAGAUUCCAACUUUGAAGCAUAUACAAUAAUUAUAGUCAAUGAGCAUUAUGGUAGUUUUUAUUGGCUAAUGUUAUGUGGCAACAUUUAGCACUCAUCAUUUUUAUAUAUAUAGUCGCAUUUUUAUUAUU